This is a messenger RNA of Condylura cristata (star-nosed mole), 1738 nucleotides long. It is a transcript of the gene PXMP4, whose product is annotated as peroxisomal membrane protein 4, 24kDa. The coding region runs from base 53 to 691 and encodes 212 amino acids. NCBI's taxonomy places the organism in Eukaryota, Metazoa, Chordata, Mammalia, Eulipotyphla, Talpidae. Gene Ontology annotation, cellular component: peroxisomal membrane. The record is from RefSeq and is a predicted model, not a curated record. The transcript has 4 exons.
GGUUGUCAGUGAGCUUGGCUUACUGCCUCCGACCCCGAGCGCCGUCCGCGCUAUGGCCGCCCCGCCGCAGCUGAGAGCGCUACUCCAGGUGGUCAACGAACUGCUGCGCAAUCGCCGCUACCACGCUGCGUUGGCUGUGCUUAAAGGCUUCCGGAAUGGGGCAGUCUAUGGAGUCAAAAUCCGGGCCCCUCACGCGCUGGUCAUGACCUUUCUCUUCCGGAGUGGCAGCCUCCGGGAGAAACUGCAGGCCGUUCUACAGGCCACGUACACCCAUUCGAGGAACCUGGCCUGCUUUGUGUUUGUCUACAAAGGGCUCUGUGCCCUGCAGUCCCACAUGCAGGGCGAGACCUACCAGGCGCACUCAUUCCUGUCUGCCGUCAUCGGGGGCUUGCUGGUGUUUGGGGACAACAAUAACAUCAAUAGCCAGAUCAACAUGUACCUGACAUCACGUGUCCUGUUUGCCCUGGGCCGUCUGGCUGUGGAGAAGGGCUACAUCCCGGAACCCAAGUGGGACCCAUUCCCAUUGUUCACUGGGCUGGUGUGGGGGCUGGUGAUGUGGCUCUUUGAGUACCACCAGGCCACACUGCAGCCCUCGCUGCAGUCUUCCAUGACCUACUUAUACAAGGACAGCAAUGUGUGGCAUGACAUCUCAGACUUCCUCAUCUACAACAAGAGCCGCCCUGCCAAGUAACACGACCAGAGGCACUUAUGGGGGCUUCCGCACCUGAGUGGGCUCCAGGCAGUGUCAGCUGCGACUCGAGACUGGCUCCAUUUCUGAAUCCUUCCUGAAGAUCCUGCCUUUUCAAGAUCAAGGAUCUCAGAUUCCAAUUUUUAUCAGCCCAGGGUUCCAUUUGCUGAUGUAAAGGCCCUGACUUUCAAAUCCCAUUAGAUACUCUGGAAUGGUGGAACCAGCGACUGAGUCAGGCUGAGAAGCCUUGGUCAUGAAUUCAGCUGCGCUGCUUGACUUCUGUGGGACCAGAGAAAGUCGCACCCACUCUGGGCCUCAGGGGUCAUCGAGCCCAGAGGAAGGCUCGGAAGUCUCUCUCUGGCGGGUAUGUUCUAUGACUGUUCCUUUGUAACAGAGGGCUCCUUGCUGGUGGGCAGUGGGUUACAAAUAUGUUUUUAAAAAUAUUAAAUUCCUUGUCUCAGGUACUGUUCUACUGGAGAAGCUCUAGAGUUCUACUGUCCAAUAGAAACACAAUGUGAGCCAUAUAUAUAUAUAUAUAUAUAUAUAUAUACACACACACACACACAUGCACACACCUAUAUAUGGUAGUCACCUUUAAAAAAAGUAGAAAGCAGAUGUUAUUAAUCUUAACUAUUAUUUUAACCUCAAAUCUCAUAUUAAUUAAUUAACAUAUAAUUAAUAUAAACAUUGAGAUAUUUUACACCCUUUUCUUGUGCUGAGUUGAAGCAGGUGUUCUGUACACCUCAACUUGAACCAGCCACAUUUCAAGUGCUCAGUAGCCAUAUGUGGCUAGUGGCUGCCAUACUGGACAAGAGAGACAUGGAAUACUUGUAUCGUUGCAGAACAUUCUAGUAGACAGUGCUGACAUAGAGCUGGAGAACAAGGGUUUGUAUCACAGCAUUUCUGUGACCUUGGGGAAGGUCUUUAACCCCUCAGAGCCUCAGUCUCAUAAAAUGAAUAUAAUCAUAAAUACCCAGUAUUCACAUUAGACUUGUAUAACUGACUUGCUUUUACUACUAUUGACUACUAUUAAAAUGAACAUCUACUUUC